CAUGCGCAGAGGCUGCAGAGUAAUUUGUUGAUAUCCUGCUUGGUAGUAUUUAGACUAAAAUUCAAAGCUAGGUUAUACCCCAGGUGAGGGGAUUUGUUUGAAUUAGGAAGUGCAGGUAACUGGAAGAGCAUCUAUAUGAAGGGCUGAUGGAAAACGCAAGGGAUUUGGCUGAGCGUACCCCACGUUCAGAUCGUAAGCGACGAGACUCAUUCGGGAUGUUUGAUGGCUAUGACAGCUGCAGCGAGGAGUCCACCAGCAGCUCUAGCUCAGACGACAGUGAGGAUGAGGUGGUACCCUCUAUCCCUGCUAGUCUGCCCAUCAUCAAGAACAAUGGACAAGUCUACACCUACCCUGAUGGAAAGGCUGGAAUGGCCACCUGUGAGAUGUGUGGGAUGGUCGGUGUACGAGAUGCUUUUUACUCCAAAACCAAGCGUUUCUGCAGUGUGUCCUGUUCUAGGAGUUAUUCCUCAAAUUCUAAAAAAGCUAGCAUCUUGGCAAGACUCCAGGUAAAUGCAUUAUCUUUGAUAAACAAGUAUAGUAGUUUCAUAAUUUUGUAUUAUGUAAAUAUUAACAUCUGCUUUGGUUUUUACAAGGGCAAACCACCAACAAAAAAGGCCAAAGUCUUACAGAAACAGCCUCUCAUGGCAAAGUUGGCAGCUUAUGCCCAGUACCAAGCAAGUCAACAGAACCAGGCCAAACUGAAAGCGGUGGUCGCUGGAGAGAGUUUUGACUGGGGGCAGUAUAUCUGUAGCAGUAACACGGUGGGGGCUCCUGUCAGCUGUUUCAAGCAUGCCCCCAUGGGAACAUGUUGGGGAGAUAUUGAAGUAGGUGUGAGGAUUGAAGUGCCCAACUCUGAUACCAAUUUCUCCACCAAGGUGUACUGGAUAGCAGAAAUCAUAAAGCUAGCAGGGUUCAAGGCUCUCCUGCGUUAUGAGGGCUUUGACAGUGACACAACUAAAGACUUCUGGUGUAACCUCUGCAUACCUGAAGUUCACCCUGUGGGAUGGUGUGCUUCAAGUGGCAAACCCCUCGUACCUCCAAAAAGCAUACAACAUAAGUACUCUAACUGGAAAACGUUUCUUGUGAAGCGCCUCACUGGAGCUAAAACACUGCCACCUAACUUUAAUGAUAUGGUACAGCAAAACAUGCAAUUUCCCUUUAAGAAGCUAAUGCGAGUUGAGGUGGUCGAUAAGAACUAUCUCAGCCGGACACGGGUGGCGCUGGUAGAGCAAGUGAUUGGAGGUCGCCUGAGGUUGGUCUAUGAGGAGAGCCAGGGUGGAGCUGAUGACUUCUGGUGCCACAUGUAUAGCCCUCUUAUCCAUAACAUAGGCUGGUCAAGAAGCAUUGGACACCGCUUCAAACGAUCUGAUAUAACAAGGAAAUUAGAUGGUCAAGUCGAUGCUCCUCCACAGCUCUUCCAGAAGACGAAGGAAGUGGACCAGAGUGGGGACUGGUUCAAAGAUGGGAUGAAGUUAGAAGCCAUUGACCCCCUCAAUCUCUCAGCUAUAUGUGUAGCUACUGUAAGAAAGGUGUUGGCUGAUGGAUAUCUCAUGAUUGGGGUAGAUGGCUCAGAGGCAGUCGAUGGAUCAGACUGGUUCUGCUACCAUGGCACCUCCCCUUCCAUCUUCCCUGUUGGCUUCUGUGAAAUCAAUAACAUUGAACUCACACCCCCUCGAGGGUACACUAAACUCCCAUUCAAAUGGUUUGACUACCUCAGAGAAACGGGUUCAGUAGCUGCUCCUGUCAGGCUCUUUAACAAGGAGGUUCCCAAUCAUGGGUUUCGGCUAGGCAUGAAGCUGGAAGCUGUUGAUCUGAUGGAACCAAGGCUGGUGUGUGUUGCCACGGUGACAAGGAUUGUGCACCGCCUACUGAGGAUCCACUUUGAUGGUUGGGAAGACGAGUAUGAUCAGUGGGUGGACUGCGAGUCGCCUGACCUCUAUCCAGUGGGCUGGUGUCAGCUAACAGGCUACCAGCUCCAACCUCCUGCCUCACAGAGUAACAGAGAAAUGUCCCAGUCUGUUCCCAAGCAGAAGAAAAAGGCCCAGCAGUAUAAAGGCCAAAAGAAAAAGAGGAAGAUUCCUGUUGGUCGACGGCCCUUCAGUCAGGCAGGCAGGAGGAGGAGCAGCUUCUCAGGGGACGAAGAGCAGAGUCCACCCCCUUACCCUGCCCAGGGGCCAGCUCGGCCCAGACCCCGCACCCAUUUCCACCUAACCCACAAAUCAGAGUCUCUCCUGCGAAUGAAAGAGGAGACCGCUGAAGUGGAUGAGUUCACCUUCUCGCAGGGCACCUCAGACCAAGAGAGCAAUGGCUCGGGCAGUUACUACAUUAGACAGGAACCCUGAUGUGACAAAAUGGAGGAGGAGGAAACCACAAAAGGACAUCUCUGGAAACACCGAACCAACAAUCAGGAAUGGGGAGAGUCAAACUCACCUGAGAGGAUACUUGAAGAGUGAUGCCACAGGCCACCUGUAAUGUCAGCACAUGAGGGAUACCAUUCCUCAACAUCACUUAAAACAAUUUUCUAACCUUGUAGGGGUGCGUCCACAUAAUCACUCAGAAAGUCCUGUCUAAUCAUGGAAAGCACCCAGAGUCAGGCCUGGGUCAUAGAUGUUUGGGCAUUCUCUUUCUACGACCUGCAGCUUUUUCUCCCUUUCUUUGGCUAUCUGAACCAGAUGAGCUAUUUGGAUGAUUUUAUGUCUUGCAAGCCUCUAUCAGCCCAUCCAGCCUCAGCCAUAAUGUGGGCCACAUACAGAGACCUGGAGAAACUGUGACAACCAUUUAUUGAGCCAGGUCUUUAGGUUUUCUUGUGUUUGUUGUAUGGGGGGGGGGGGGUUGUUGUUGUUGGGUUUUUUUGUUUUGUUUUGUUUUUUUGUACAAAAAUGUCAGAGUCAGCCAUUUAGCAGCUGGGUGAGCAAAGUAAGGCUGUCAGAAAGAUGAGCAGAGUUGUGUAUAUUUUUGCAGUAUUGCCAGGUGGACUUUAAUUUUAAUAAUAGUACUUGAAUUUUUCCUUAUUUCAUUUUGUUUUGAUUUUCAGGUUGAUUUUUUUUUUUAUGUCCUUUUUUCAUGUUUUGGUGACUGUUUGAGUAACGUGUGUUGUUUUAUAAAGUGACUAUAUUCAUUAGUAAGUGUAGGCCUAGAGCUACACAAAGAGUUCUUGCCAUGCUGCUCAGCAUUAAUGAUGGUCUUUCCCUCCUUUUGUUCUUUUUCCUUAUAGUAUUGAACAGAAGAUUUCCACAGCUACAUUUAUUCCUCAUUUUGUUAUUACAGAACCAAAAUCUGUUGCUCUUUUUUUUUUUUUUUUCAGACUCAACAAAAUGAUGAUGAGUUUGAAAAAGAAUCUAUUAUAAAACUACUUUUGUAAUGGACUCUGUCAAUGUCCUACUAAUCUCAUUAUUAUUAUUAUUAUUAUUAUUAUUAACCUUUCACUAACUUUGCAGCGUUUUAAACUAAGAAGUCUUUUUGAGUCCAUUUGAGAAGCCAAGUUCUUCAUUGACCUUUUAGGGUAGCUUAUCACUUAUUUUUUGUUGGUAGAUUUUCUUUUUUGUAUCCACAUUUACAGGGUUUUCCCACUUUCUGGUGCAGCUUUAUACAAAAACACAUCUUAUGCAACUGUUGCUUUUUUUUAUAUUAACAAACAAAAACACUUUUUUUCACAUUCCACUGAGCUUGUAUAGACAAUAUAUAAAAUAUGGACAUGGCUACCACGAACCAUUGGUUUUCAAUUUUUAACCUUCAACAUUUAAGUUUUGACCCUUUUUGUUUCAUUUCUUGGAGCCAGAAGUGACCAUAAUUGAACAACAGGUGGCUAAGUUACCAGCUAAUGCUAGCUAUUUGGUUAGCAGCCACAUACCGCCUAAUUACUGCUAAUAAAACACUCAGGUUUUCACUCACCAAGGGUGAAGCACAAACAUCUUGAAUGUUAUGUUCCACCAGCAGGGCUGAUAAUUUGUCAGAUAAAUAGAUGCCAAAAGGCAUCAACAACACAAGUAUAGUCCAGAAGUCUAGUUCAAUGACUCCAGUUAAUGGAGGUGUGGCCUGUUGCCAGCCACACCACAGCUGCCUGUGGUAGUGUGUCUCACACCACAACUUGGCCAAAUCCAAACAGUAUACUGGGAUAUAAGCACACUUUUUUUUUUAAAUGCUGUAAAGCUGAACAUUGUAUGUAGGGGUUAUGACUUGCUUUUGGAGCUAAGCUUGAGAUUUUGGUCCUGCAGUACCUCUGUGAAUGAGCAGUUGUUGAAGCAGUUAUCACUGGGGUAGCUUCAGAUUCUGUGUGCUGUACUGAUAAAAAAAGGAUUACUGAAGCUGUGGAAAUGAAAAUGGCUUUGUUUUAUUUUUUUUGUUUUUUUUAAAAAAAGGAAAGAAAAAAAGCUCCACAUUUUGAUGAUAUGAGAAUAUUUCAGAGGAAACAGGAAGUGUAAGUAAGCAACAGGUCGCAAAGUUUAAAUGAAAAAUCGCACUAUUAUGAUAGGAUAUGAUGACAUGUCCCCACUGCCCGGCCAUACAAUAUGCUUUGAGCUUUACUCUCUGAUUGUAGCUGCUGUAAAAGAUGAACUUCAGUCUUAUCAGAGACUUGUCUUAUCACUUGGUCCCUGGACAUAAUCAUAAUAAUCUUGGUAUUCUGUUAAAGGUUUAUCAAUAUACAUGUCAUGUCCUUUUUCUUUUUCUUUUAAUUUCAGUUGUAAUUUUACCAAAAUCUGCGUCUGCAGUGUGCCACAAUUAUAUUCAAUCUAUUAUUUAAUUUUUAAAAAAUAUGCAAUACAGAAAAUCUUGAAAGAAAAAAAAUCUAUUUCCUUAUUCUGAAGUAAUGUAAAGUAUGACAUAAUGAAAUGGGAAUUAUAGAAUUCAUUGAGGAGUAGUAGUAGUAGUAGUAGUAGUAGUAGUAUUAAAUACAUAUGAAUCACUUAAAAAUAUUAAAUGCAUACAAGAGUUUAUUAGAAAAUUACAUUUUAAACACCCCACCAACCCUAAUCUGCUGGAUAAAAAGUUAAGGAGGUAGAUGGCAGAAAUGUAAAUUCACUUCAUGGCUGUUGUUGGUUUAUUCUUUAGUUAAUGGAAUAUGAUUAAAUACUGUAUGUGGCAUACUUGAGACUACAUACACCAUUUAGUUUCUGUCACUCAAUAUAGGUGGCUGGACUGCCAUGUUAAGACAAAGUAGGAUAAUCUACCUUGGUUACAGCAAUCUUAUAACCAAACAGGUCUUCAAGUAAUAUGCAAAAUGUUUGUAGGGUUUGUGUGUGUGUGGGUGUGCGUACGAGUGAUAAAGCCAUGUAUGCAAGCUAGUUUAUGAUUCAUCUGAGCCACAGAACGACAGGUUGUUCUUGAUAAUUAAACAAUGCACUGCUUUUCC
Pelmatolapia mariae (spotted tilapia) is the source of this 5350-nucleotide messenger RNA. It is a transcript of the gene mbtd1, whose product is annotated as mbt domain containing 1. The record is from RefSeq and is a predicted model, not a curated record. NCBI's taxonomy places the organism in Eukaryota, Metazoa, Chordata, Actinopteri, Cichliformes, Cichlidae. The transcript is spliced from 16 exons. Bases 147 to 2342 code for a protein of 731 amino acids. Gene Ontology annotation, cellular component: nucleus. Gene Ontology annotation, biological process: negative regulation of DNA-templated transcription. Gene Ontology annotation, molecular function: chromatin binding; zinc ion binding.